CGAAGAAGACGAUUAUCAUGCCUUCGUUGAAAUGUAUCGACAGGCCAAGGACGAUGAUAAUUUAAGAACAGAGAUCCUGUAUUGUUUCGGCAAACUCCAGUCAGCAGAAUUGUUGGAAAAGGCCUUAGAUUUUCUAUUAUCUGAGGUCCAAAUUGAAAGUACAAUCAGGCCCUUGUACAGUAUUGUUUUGACACCAUUGGGUAGACAUGUGACCUGGAAGCAUUUUAUAGAGAACAGGGAAAAGUACAUUGAUAGGUAUCUAGCAAGUGACUACAUGGGCACCAUAAUCGACAUAAUAAUUUCGAGAAACGUUUGCAAUAUAAAGGCGGAAAAAAUGCAAAAGUACUUUGAGGACAAUCCUAUUGAAGGAUCUCAAGUGGAGCUUAAAUUGGAACUUUGAGCUUUGCAGCAGUCGAAAGCUUCGCAAUAAUACACAUCAUUCAGGGUCAAUCUUUAACAAGUCGUGAGCACAGAACUCAAGCAGCCGUGGAACGAGUAAACGAUCUG
Messenger RNA from Ctenocephalides felis (cat flea), 507 nucleotides. RefSeq lists its product as uncharacterized. NCBI's taxonomy places the organism in Eukaryota, Metazoa, Arthropoda, Insecta, Siphonaptera, Pulicidae. The transcript is spliced from 5 exons. The record is from RefSeq and is a predicted model, not a curated record. Bases 32 to 400 code for a protein of 122 amino acids.